CGCGCACGCGCAGCGGAGGGCGGCGCGGGCGGCAUGGGGACUGCGGCGGCGGCUGCGGCGGCCGGGGAGGGGGCGCGCGGCCCGAGCCCCGCCGCCGUGUCGCUCGGCCUGGGCGUGGCUGUGGUGUCGAGCCUAGUGAACGGGUCCACGUUCGUGCUGCAGAAGAAGGGCAUUGUGCGCGCUAAAAGGCGAGGUACUUCCUACUUAACAGACAUCGUGUGGUGGGCUGGCACCAUUGCAAUGGCUGUUGGCCAGAUUGGAAACUUCCUAGCUUACACUGCGGUCCCUACGGUCCUGGUGACUCCUUUAGGUGCCCUUGGAGUGCCGUUUGGGUCCAUUUUAGCUUCUUACCUUCUGAAGGAGAAGCUCAACAUCUUGGGCAAGUUGGGGUGUCUGCUAAGCUGCGCAGGGUCUGUCGUGCUGAUCAUUCAUUCCCCCAAGUCCGAGAGCGUGACCACUCAGGCUGAGCUGGAGGAGAAGCUGACCAAUCCAGUGUUUGUGGGCUACCUGUGCAUUGUGCUGCUCAUGCUGCUGCUGUUGAUCUUCUGGAUUGCACCAGCCCACGGGCCCACCAACAUCAUGGUCUACAUCAGCAUCUGCUCCUUGCUGGGGAGUUUCACUGUGCCUUCCACCAAGGGCAUUGGGUUGGCAGCCCAAGACAUCUUGCACAACAAUCCGUCCAGUCAGAGAGCCCUCUGCCUGUGCCUGGUGCUCCUGGCUGUCCUGGGCUGCAGCAUCAUUGUCCAAUUCAGGUACAUCAACAAGGCCCUGGAGUGCUUCGACUCCUCUGUGUUUGGGGCCAUCUACUACGUUGUGUUUACCACGCUGGUCCUGCUGGCUUCAGCCAUCCUCUUCCGGGAGUGGAGCAAUGUGGGCCUGGUGGACUUCUUGGGCAUGGCCUGUGGAUUUACAACUGUCUCCGUGGGAAUUGUCCUUAUACAAGUGUUCAAAGAAUUCAACUUCAACCUUGGGGAGAUGAACAAAUCCAAUAUGAAAACAGACUAAGAUGCACCAACAGGUGGGGGCUUGAGGAACAGGCAUUGCAGGGCUCUGUGGUUCUUACUAUGUAUGUCAAGUAGAAGAGACUCUCGGCGAGAGUUGCCUAUAUACUAAUAGUGGACAAUAGGCUUUGCAACAGGGUGAGGUCCAGACCUCUGCAGCACAGAGCUCCCAAUGGUUGUUUGGGUGUAAACUCUCUCUGAUGAGACAAAUUCUGUUUUCAUUUCCAUUAACCUAGAAGCUUUUAUUAAUUACUUGUUUAAAACAUUUUAACAUGAUUUACCAGAAAAUAAGGAUGAGGUCUUUCUAGUUAGUCUUUGUAGAGGAGAUGUUCUUAGAGUACCUUGGAAAAGGAAGUGAAAUCUGGCUCUGUAAAGUAAACGUGAGUGACCUUCGUACUUGUGUUAAGCAUGUGUAGCAUUCAGGUAUUUUACUCAAAUAAGUGGUAUGUGAAUCAAAUUGUUUGUAGUCCUUUAACAACCUGACUCUCCUACACGUACCCCAAAGCCGAGGGAAGCAGAGAGAGAAGAGUUCAUGACAGUGAUGCAGAGUUCUAUAGACAGGGUGACUUUCCGAUAGCUCAAAUCAAUUUUAGUGCCUUUAUGAUUUGAAUUAUUCACUUAAUUUAACUAUUACUGUGUAUAUGUUAACUGUUCUAAAAAAUACUAUGUUCAGUGGAAGAUAGUGAAAAGUAAAGAUACAGAAAACUUUGAAAAGUGACCCAUUUGUAUAUUGUCCAAUUAAGGACAACUAAUUAAGAAAGAAGAGAUAUUUAAUUUCCAUUUAACCUCUGUUACUUGGAUCCAUUAUGAAAAACAUCUGCUUUCUGUUUCAGGCAGUAUUGUGUCCAUUCAAAAGAAAUAAACUAUUUAACUUGACACUAAAAUUGUUACAUUAGAGAAUGUCUCUUUAGUGCACACUACAGGAGUUUAGUAAAAGCACCUCAAUAUGAGAACACAACUUAGGACUGUUUCUAAGAAGUGUGAUGUGUACUUUCUAAGACAGUCUCUAGCAAAGAUGAAAACAAUUUAGCUUUCUCAUUUAAAAUGAUAGAACUUUCUAAACUUUCUUACUGAGCCUCUUACUAAACCAUUUGACUGUAUGCAAGGCCCUGAACUUGAUAACCAGCAUCAAAAAGAAACAACAAAACAAAACAAUCUACUUAUAUGGAAAACAGUUGUUAAUCAUGCACUAUUUUAGAUCAGAAAUGAUCCUUCUAUCCAUAGUAACCCUCCUGUGCAUUAAAAUUGGAGCAAGAUACAAGGUGACACAAUAUAGUUUCAUAUUAUGAUAUACCAUAUUUUGAUGUUAUAUGUUUUAACCUGCUUUGUUUUAUCUGAAUAGAAUAGGUCAAGUUAAAAAAAAUGGGGUUGGAUAAAUAAGUUAUGUGAGGUAGAACAUGAAUUUUAAUAAUACCCAAUUAAACUUCUCACUAGGACAAAAUUGUGCUUUUCCAGAUAGAAAGGUCAUUUUUAAAGUAAAGACCCAAAGAAUAGCCGGAUGUUGGUGGCAUAUGCUUUUAAUCUCCAGAGGCAUACAAGCCUCUGAGUUUGAGACCAGCAUGGUUUACAGAACAAGUUCUAGGACAGCCAGGACUACACAGAGAAACCCUGUCUCAAACCUGCCCUCUGCCCCCAAAGACCCAAAUAUAGUUCACUGAACUUUAGAAAAAAACAGUAAGUAAAAUACUAGUUUAGCAUAAAGGAAUCUAGUUUUCUGGCCAUUUGUCAGACUCAAUAAAUUAAAAGUAUGAAUGAUAAUCUUGGUGUAUGGGUCAGUAAUUUAUGAAGAACAGAAACAAGGUGACUUAAACAACUGAAAACCUUGCAUAAAGCAGUAGUUAGUAAAUGUUCAAGUUCAUUCUUCUUUGUAUCAGCUCUUGAAUUUUUUUAAUCAUUAGUAUCUUUAUGACUAUAAAACUUAAUUUAUUGACUAGAACGUAAGUGGAAAGUGUUAUGCAACCAGAUCAGUAUCAUUUUAAUGCAAAGGUCUCUGAGUUAAGGAUAUAGCUAUACUAGUACAGUGAAGAAAUUUAUAAUGUGCAAAUUACCUCGUUCAUUUUUGCUACUUACCAUGGAGCUUAGUUUAAAUGCACAAUUACACCAUGAGUAUCCAAAGGCUAAUAUUUUGUGUAUCAAACAAAAUUUUAUAGUAUUAAUACUUCUCCUAACAUUCUGGAACAGCCAGAUCACCCAGAUUUACAUAUGGUCAGCAGAUUGCUUCAGUAGGUUUCAUGCUUUUGUUCUGGAAGAACAAGUUAUCACUCACUGUUAACUUCCAAAUAACAAUCGUGAAUAGGGCCUAAUUUUCAAUGUAGUGCACGUGGAUGUAUUCUUACUUUUACUAAUUCAGUUUUCACAAUUCACAUGGAAAUGCAAAAGAAAUUAAAAAUUCCCAAGUCAGAGCUCUGGGGGAAAACCUAGAAUGCAAAAGAAUCUCUUAGUGUUCUCUCUAAAAGUGAGUGCAUAAAGAAACACUUUCAUUAUGAUAUAGUUUGGGUUUCCCUUCUGAUAAAACUUAAGAAAACGUGCCUAUUAUGUACUUCUCCCCAAGUCUUUAAAAUCAUCAAAAUAAAAAAUUUUGGAACAACUUAGGAAACUACACUUGGAAGACAUUUAGAACAUUUCUCUCCUUUUCUUCUUGGACGGAAAAUAUCUUACUCAGUAAAUAUCUUUAUAUUUGAAAAGGCUGUUUCCUGUUGUUAAGUAUUGAUUAAGUAUAAGAUCAGUUAGGGAUUCCUGCUGGAACCCAGAUCCAGGAUACCAUGUGGAACACUAUUCUGGUCUGCAUAAAGGGUGUGUGUGUGUGUGGGGUGGUUCUAGAGGAGGAAGAGAGGAGGAAGACAUAACUGCCCACACUGGGACCUUUGGAGAGGAACUGCUUUUCCAGCGUCCCUGCCGAUCACUGAGACCAUCAGUAUAGUCUUUUAUAUUAGGAUAUCAAUAAAAUAUACUUUGCUGCUCUUUGUUCAACUAUUAGAUUCUAUUUCUACUGUUUAAGCCAUUUUGUUCUGCUUAAUUUUAUUUAGUAAAUAAUCACAGAAAUA
This is a messenger RNA of Rattus rattus (black rat), 4045 nucleotides long. It is a transcript of the gene Nipa1, whose product is annotated as NIPA magnesium transporter 1. Gene Ontology annotation, molecular function: magnesium ion transmembrane transporter activity. The coding region runs from base 34 to 1005 and encodes 323 amino acids. Gene Ontology annotation, cellular component: membrane. Gene Ontology annotation, biological process: magnesium ion transport. Lineage: Eukaryota; Metazoa; Chordata; Mammalia; Rodentia; Muridae. The record is from RefSeq and is a predicted model, not a curated record. The transcript has 5 exons.